AUGUCCCUCACCCUCCAAUCCCUCCAGUUGCACACACAAACACCGCAAGACGCACCUCCAAUGCUCGCAACUCUUAACCUACUCUACCCCUCCUCUUCGACCUCGCUCGCAUCAAGUUUCUCUCCCGAGACUCUCACCCUCCAUCCUCCAGCUUCACUUCCUCCUCCAGCUGCCGCUACUCAGCUUCGAGGGCUCGUACUCGCCGCACAGAAAGUAGCAUCCCAAGCGAUCAUAGGCAGCGUUCUAGCCGGAGGAGGAAGCGAAUCAGAUGAGUACGGCGAUAUAGGCCUCUGGAUUCCCAGCCCCGAUUCCACUACGCUCGGAGCUCAGGAAAUAGGGCAAGAGUUAGUCAAGCAGCUCCAGCUGACCGUCUGGUCUGGAGCGGAGCUCACUCCCCGUCCUCCUUCACUUCCCCUGCCUUGGGAAACUAUCCCCGCUCCCGUGUCCAAGCCCUUGUUGGAAGGGCUUGCACAGUUGCAAGAGCCUGUAUCCUUCACUCUGCAGCUUGAUGGUGCAGAGGGAGACACGCCGGUGGUCUUGUUGGGAAAGAUGGAGGGCGGAUGGGGUGGUUUAAUCGCAGCCGGGGUUUGGUCCUAGUUGCUCGUGGUGGAUAAGAAGGAAGAGGGAUGUAUGCUGUAAUAAUACAAA
Messenger RNA from Dacryopinax primogenitus, 648 nucleotides. RefSeq lists its product as uncharacterized. The transcript has 2 exons. NCBI's taxonomy places the organism in Eukaryota, Fungi, Basidiomycota, Dacrymycetes, Dacrymycetales, Dacrymycetaceae. Bases 1 to 597 code for a protein of 198 amino acids. The record is from RefSeq and is a predicted model, not a curated record.